This is a messenger RNA of Chenopodium quinoa (quinoa), 1739 nucleotides long. RefSeq names its product protein RMD5 homolog A-like. The transcript has 3 exons. The coding region runs from base 425 to 1585 and encodes 386 amino acids. The record is from RefSeq and is a predicted model, not a curated record. Gene Ontology annotation, molecular function: ubiquitin protein ligase activity; protein binding. Gene Ontology annotation, cellular component: GID complex; nucleus; cytoplasm. Gene Ontology annotation, biological process: proteasome-mediated ubiquitin-dependent protein catabolic process. NCBI's taxonomy places the organism in Eukaryota, Viridiplantae, Streptophyta, Magnoliopsida, Caryophyllales, Amaranthaceae.
CAAAGGUCAAAGGUGAGGUUUAACCACCGAACCUCAAAUGAAGAUCACACUUAUUACCAACAUAGUUAGAAAUAAUAUCUAUCACAUAAACAAAAAAUAUAAAAUAAAAGGAAAAAAAUACACCUAACCCGUUUAAAUUCGUAUUGGGUUCGUAUCGACGCAAUUAUGUAAAUGGGUCGAGAAUACUUGACCCAAACCCACUUACAAAAAUAUAAAAACCACUUUACAAAUUUAACAACAACUCCGUUUCGAACAAUUCGCUCUUUGCUCCUGACUGAGGAGAGAGACUGAACACCAAAUUGGCGGAAAUUCAUUCACUUCUAGGGUUCUCGAAGUCGUAUGUGAUCUUCGAAUCUCUUCAAGAACAAAGGGAAAUGUGCAGAAAUUGAGCAUCUAAGUGCGCUAGUGCAUUUGCUUGUACAUUAUGGAGCUGAAUAAAAUCAAAGAAUCUUUUGAGCACGUGGUAAAGAAGCGAAAAUUAUCAUCUUCUAAGUGUCAUGAAGUGGUUGAUACUAUCGACCAUGAACUUAAGCAUGCUUUAUCAAGAGUGCAAUUAGAUCAAAACCUUACCGUUCCAGAGGAUCAUAAAUCCAUUUUGAGGGAUCUGAAGUCCAAGCUUUCUGAUUAUGGCUCAGAAAAGGAGCUGGAAAACUCACAGAAAGAGCUUAACUUACAUCUCAACAAGUCUCAGAAGCUCCUUGAGAAAGUACUGAAUCCUUAUAUAUCUAAGGGGAACAGAAAGAUUGACUUUGAUGUUCAGACAAUUAAUCAGAUUAUCAUAGAUCAUCUCUUUUUCAAAGGCCUGUUUGAUGUUGGAGAUUGUUUAAGUAAAGAGGCAGUUGUCCCAGAAGUUAAUGUGCUACGAUCUCAGUUUUUUGAAAUGUCCCAGAUUCUGGAGGCUCUUCACAUUGAGAAUUUACAACCUGCCUUUAACUGGGUCUCUGCCAACCAUGAAAAGCUUAGAGAAAAUGGUUCAAGUCUUGAGCUGAAACUUCACCAGGUGCGAUAUGUGGAAUUACUGAAGCAGGGGAGCCAAACUGAUGCCCUGAAUUAUGCCAGAAGCAACCUUGCUCCUUUGGCUACUUUGCAUAUGGAUGAGGUUAAAAAACUCAUGGCCUGUCUUUUAUGGAUAGGAAAGCUUGAUAAAUGUCCUUAUUGGGAAAAGUUGGCUAUGACUAAUUGGAAAGAGUUGGCUGAUGAACUAUUGCAGCAGUUCUGCGUGCUGUUAGGCCGAUCUUGUCGUCCACCAUUGGCGGUGGCUGUAGAAGCAGGGUCUGAAGCAUUGCCUAUUCUCUUGAAGCUUGUGAAUCUGAUGGCUGUGAAACAGGAUUGGCAAGGGAUGGAGGAGCUUUCAUUUCCUGUGGAUCUUGGAAAGGGUUUUCAAUUCCAUUCAACCUUCAUAUGCCCAGUGACUAGGGAUCAAGGAACUCUAGAAAAUCCCCCCAUGUUGCUGCCUUGUGGACAUGUCCUGUGUCGGCAAUCAGUCAUGAGUAUCUCCCUGAAUAACAGCAGGACCUUUAAAUGCCCGUGUUGCCCCCGUGAUAAUAUAGCAGUUGCACAAUGCAAGCAACUGCAUCUCCCUUGAUGAUUGUAUAGUCCCUUUUAGUUAAAGUUAUCUUGUGUGUAGAGAUUCAGAGAAUAGUUAUCUCAGGAUUAGAGUAUUUGUAUUUAUCAAAUAGUAAUUCUCAUUAUAUAAAGCUAGUAACAAUCCACAUCCCAGUUGGUAUGUUUUGAAGUUA